CCAUCUGGUCCAGUUGUACCUUUGGAUACGUGUCGGCUUCUUCUCCCUCACGGUUCUACCUUGCAGCUCUCAUUGAGGUGCUUCAAGGUAAAGGAGUCAUUAGGUGGAGGCUGCAGCAGAUUAUAUAGCUUUGAAUGUUGUCUUGUGUGAUAGCUCAGGCUGAGAAUGACCUUUUGGGCUUUAAAUGGAACACUGAAAUAUGCUUUUGUUCUACUGGACUAAAGCCAUUGAAAUAUAUUACUGUUUCCAGCAUUGGAACUUAUAGCUGCAAUUCUGACCAGCACCAAGUGGGAAAGCUGCUUCCCAUGGCUGGAUUGAUUCAACAUUGUGUAGUUGAACCCAGUGUGUAGGUAUGAGUUAAAACUUCUGGAGCAGCGUUGGUAAUUGAGCAAGUGAUGCUUGUAAAAGCACAUGCUUUCAUUUAAUGAUGGGCCUUUGUAAAUAACAUAUGCCAUAGGAAUGACUCAGUAAAUGUGUUUGCUCUCUUAGGUGGUUAUACAUCAUGUCAAAGGGCAGUGAGGAACACUCAGCCAGCUUAACAGAGAUCUCUUGGUGAGCUACUGUAAAUUAACCCAUUCUGCAUGGGGUAACAUGCAUCAGUGUGGCCCCGUGGUAAAUUACAUCAGGGAAGCAGUCCAGGUUAUAAACAUGCAAGCAAAAUAGUGAGCUUCCUCUUAGGUCAAGCCUUCUUUCUUGUCUACCUCACAGUGAUGGAGAUCCUGCAUGUGCUGUCAGUGUAUUUACAAGGUACAGAAUCCAGUCUGAGUCUGGUUUCCCAAUAGGAUCCCACAGUGUUACUGCCUGCUGCCCCACCUGGCUGCUCACUGUUUCUGGUUACUGGGGAUUGUCUGGAGUGCUUGCUUGAUAGUUUGGGAUGUGGUUUUCUUGGUCCUGAGCACUUUCUUUGCCCCUUCCUUGGGGGUGUUUGAGGCCAGUUGGAUGGAGCCUGAUUUAGUGCCCAGCUGAGCAGCACUGCCCACAGCAGUGGGUUGGAACAGGGUGAUCUUUGAGUUUCCUUCCAGCCCAAACCAUCCCAUGAUUCCCUGAAGGCAAAGAUGAUUCAAGGGCUGGAGUGCUUCUCUAAAGAAAAGCUGAGAAAGUUGGAGUUUAUUUAGACAGAAGAAGGCUCUGGGGAGACCCCAUAGUCACAUUCCUGUACUUAAAGGAUGCCCACAGGAAAGAAGGGGAGAAAUUCUAUUGGGGGUGGGUAUUUUAAAUUAAAAACAGUGGGUUUAAGGGAGAAAUUCUUCACUCAGAAGGUGGUGAGGCAGCACAGAGAUGCUGUGGAUGCUCCAUCCCUGGAAAGCACCCAUGACCAGUCUGGUUGGACUGCUUGCUGUAGCUGAGGUCGUGACUCUCCUUGGCUUUUGCCCUUCCCGAUAAUCAGCGUGCUCUCUGACCCCGGGGCCCCUGCAGACAGAGCAGCAGUGACACCACCCCGCACAGGGCGUGCUGCUAUUGGGGCAGCUCUGCCGGCUCCCGCGGGGCUCCGAGCCGGGCGGGGCUGAUGCAGGUGUGCGGCCCCAGCUCCGCGUGGGUUCCGCGAGUCCGUGUCCGUGCCGCCGGCAGGUGAGGAGCCUCGCAGGCAGACAUCGACCGCAGCACGGCCCCUCGGUACGGCGAGAGGAAGGAAAUGCCGCUAUGAGGCUGCUCCUGAUAGCGUGCCUACGAGCGCAGACCGGCAACGCGACCACGGCGGCCAGAAUACAGAGUCAUCUGCAUGAUGCAGGUCACAUCUGCGUUCUCAAAGAUGCUUCCAGGUGUGAAAGUCUGACUGAAAUAGCAAAUCUAACCUCUGCAGAUCAAUUUGAUGCAGCCCUGGCCAUUCAUCUUUAUAAAGGAGGCAGACAUCUGCAAGGUAGCAGAAUUCCUUUUGGAAUCAUCUUUGGAGGAACAGAUAUAAAUGAAGACAUCAGAAGUGAAGAGAAACAUCGGGUAAUGGGAGCAGUGCUAAGAGAAGCCAGGUUUGCGGUGGCUUUCACAACGAAGAUGAAGGAUCUGGCGGCAGCAGAAUGGCCUGACGCUAGGAAGAAAAUAUAUGUCCAAUAUCAAGGAAUCAGGACUACUCCCACUGAAACAUUUGACUGGUAUAGGUUUCUACAGAAUGCAGGCAUUCCUGCAGAUACAGAUGAGUUACGUGUAUUUCUCUUGAUCUGUGGACUUCGAAAAGUCAAAGACCCUCUGUAUUUAGUAGAUGAAUUCUCAGAUUGGCACAGAAAGGAGCCUAGUGUUCAUCUGGGCAUAAUUGGGCCUGCAGUUGAUCCACUUCUAACAAGUGAGAUUAAGGAGAAAAUCAAAAGGUCACCUGGAGUACAUUUAUUACAGGAGAUGCCACAGGAUGAUCUUCAUGCUGCUAUGAGAAGGUGCUUUGCUGUGGUGAACAGCUCCAUUUCAGAGGGGAUGUCUGCUGCAAUUCUGGAGGCAAUGGACUUGGAUAUUCCAGUGCUUGCAAGGAACAUUCCUGGAAAUGCAGCAAUAAUAAAACAUAAAGAUACAGGACUGCUAUUUUCAGAUCCCCAGGAGUUUGUUGCGCUGUCCAAGAGUUUGAUGAAUGACCCCAUUAUGGAAAGAGAAAUUGUAACAAGGGCCAAAGAGUAUGUGAAGAAACAUCACUCGUGGGAAUGUGAAAGAAAAGCCUAUCAGAAUCUUGUCCUAGGACUCCAGUGAACUGCCAGAUCCGCCAGUCUGUGUGGAGCACUUUAAUGAUGGAAAUGUAAUUAGAUUUGGGUUUCUCUGGGUUUCUUUUUGGAAGAGAUAGUAAGACAUGCAUUAUUAUUCUAUUCAAAUUCACCAACAUCACAGGAGUUGCCCGCUACUUCAGACUAUCAAAUUUAUCUAAUUCAACACCCUGUCUCUAGUGUACCAGUUCAUCACAGACUAGUAUCAUUUUGUAAGAUCACAUAGGAGAAAUAUACUCCUUGAACAAACACAUAUUUUUUGUGUAAAGCCCUCAGAAGGAGGAUGAUUUCUUGUAUACAGUGCAGCACUUCACCACCAAGAGCUUAUGUCAAACAUUGUUAUCAUGAUGUGUCUUAACAAAAUUCAGUAUAGAAUCACAGAAGCAUAGAAUGGCUUGGGUUGGAAGGGAAUAUAAGGACCAUCCCGGUCCAACCCCCUGCUGGGGGCAGGGUUGUCACUGACCAGAUGAGGCUUCCAGGUCCCCAUCUUCCCCAGCUUCUCUGGUCAGCCUGUACCAGUUCCUCACCAAUCUCCUCUUAAAAAAAUUCCACCUAAUAUCUAAUCUAAAUCUCCCCUCUUUUAGUUUAAAGCCAUUCCCCCAGCACCAGUUUUUCUUUCCAGUUAUACUGAUCUGAAUAUGUUUGAGUACGUGUGACAUGCACAUUGAAGUACAUAAAGCCAACACUCAUUAAAUAUACGGAGCACAAAAUUAUUAAGAUGAAAGCUCUUUCAGACUAAAAGACAGACAUAUCAAUCAAUAGAGAUAUUGAUGUAUAUAUUGAUGAACAAAGCAUUGAUGCUUAGGGAAAGCAAAAAAUAUAGGAAAUGUUUUUUACUUCCCUAAAGGUACCUGAAUUUCUUUCAGCUGAGCUGGUAGGGCUGAACAGUCACAUGUCUGCAUUUUCUCUUGAGUCCUGAUUGUAAUCAUGUAGGUUUGCACAGCACCCGAUGGCCAUACAUGGUUUCUCAUUCCAGAACUGCAUGGUUUUGUCCUCAGAUGUGCUUGCAGGCAGAAAUACUUUGUUACAUAAACUACCUCUUAAUUUGCCACCUUGGUUAUUUAUCUAUCUAUUUUCUAAAAGAUUUAUGAGAGCUAUAAAAAGGAAUGAAGGGACGGAAGAGGGGGGGGGGGGGGGGGGGGAAUAAGGUAUUUUUCAAUUUUGGAACUGUUCAUUCUCAUUUGUGGAUCUCAGGAUAUAUUUUAACACACUGCUGUAGGCUGUUUUAAAGGGAGACUUACCUAUACUUGAAGUCCACGCUAAUCUGUGAUUAUGGACAUAUCGUUGAUUCCAUUACUGGUCAUCGAAGAACUGGUAUUUAUAGAAGAAAAAGUGUCAUGCUUUCAAUUCUUACUGGAAAACUGUAUGCUUUGUAUAGAUUUGAUCCUGUCCCCAUGACUGUGAGUUUUCUAUUGAUCUGAAUGGCUAUUGUGUCUGACUUUUCCUUCUCAUAAUAGAGUUCAGUCUUUUAAGCUUUCCUCUGUAUUUUGGAUGUUUUGCAACCACUGGGAGAGUAAACAAGAAAGGAAUUUGAA
Molecule: messenger RNA, 4213 nt
Organism: Coturnix japonica (Japanese quail)
Lineage: Eukaryota; Metazoa; Chordata; Aves; Galliformes; Phasianidae
Gene: GLT1D1
Product: glycosyltransferase 1 domain containing 1
Molecular function (GO): glycosyltransferase activity
Source: RefSeq, a predicted model, not a curated record